Molecule: messenger RNA, 15168 nt
Organism: Pelmatolapia mariae (spotted tilapia)
Lineage: Eukaryota; Metazoa; Chordata; Actinopteri; Cichliformes; Cichlidae
Product: ryanodine receptor 1-like
Exons: 107
Coding region: 1-15066 (5021 amino acids)
Biological process (GO): intracellular calcium ion homeostasis; striated muscle contraction; release of sequestered calcium ion into cytosol by sarcoplasmic reticulum
Cellular component (GO): sarcolemma; smooth endoplasmic reticulum; calcium channel complex
Molecular function (GO): protein binding; ryanodine-sensitive calcium-release channel activity
Source: RefSeq, a predicted model, not a curated record
AUGGCAGAGGGUGCAGAUGGAGAGGAAGAGAUUCAGUUUCUGCGUACAGAUGACCAUGUAGUGCUGCAGUGCACUGCAUCUAUUCUUAAGGAACAGAUCAAGCUGUGCCUGUCAUGUGAAGGUUUUGGAAAUCGUCUGUGCUUUCUCGAGACCACAUCGAAUGCUCAGAAUGUCCCUCCAGACCUCGCCAUCUGCUGCUUCAUUUUGGAGCAAUCCCUGUCUGUGCGAGCAUUACAGGAGAUGUUGUCCAACUCCUCUGUGGAUGAGUCGUCACAAGGUGGGGGUCAUCGAACCCUCCUGUAUGGACAUGCCAUCCUGCUGAAACACACCCACUCCAGCAUGUACUUGAGCUGUUUGACUACGUCGCGCUCACUGACAGACAAACUGGCUUUUGAUGUGGGCUUGCAGGAAGACUCCACAGGAGAGGCCUGCUGGUGGACCAUCCACCCAGCCUCUAAGCAAAGGUCUGAAGGAGAGAAGGUCAGAGUGGGAGAUGACCUCAUUCUUGUCAGUGUUUCUUCAGAGCGAUACCUGCACCUGUCCUAUGCCAGUGGUGAUUUAAUGGUAGAUGCUUCCUUCAUGCAAACUCUGUGGACCAUGACCCCUGUAAUGUCUGGAUGUGAACUAGCUGAAGGUUUUCUGAUUGGAGGGUAUGUGCUCCGGCUGUUCCACGGUCACAUGGACGAGUGUUUGGCAAUCCCAGCAGCUGACCAAGGGGACGACCAGCGCAGAGUUGCUCACUAUGAAGGAGGCCCAGUAUGCAGUCAUGCUCGAUCCUUAUGGAGACUUGAGCCACUACGUAUUGCUUGGAGUGGAGGCCACAUUAAGUGGGGCCAGUCUUUCCGGAUACGUCACAUAACAACAGGCCGAUACCUUUGUCUGGAUGAGGAGAAAGGACUUCUCUUGGUGGACCCAGAGAAGGCAAAUUCCAGGAUGUCAGCCUUCUGCUUCAGGAUUUCAAAGGAAAAAAUUGAAGUGACCCAGAAACGAGAUGUGGAGGGCAUGGGCAUACCUGAGAUCAAGUAUGGAGAGUCCAUGUGCUUUGUACAGCAUGUUUCAUCUGGCCUGUGGCUUACAUAUGCUGCUGUUGAUGCCAAAUCUGCACGUCUAGGUCCUCUGAAGAGAAAGGCCAUACUCCACAAAGAAGGUCACAUGGAUGAUGCCCUCACGGUUGCUCGAUCACAGACUGAAGAGUCUCAAGCUGCCAGGAUGAUUUACAGCACAACAGGCCUCUUCAACCAGUUCAUCAAAGGACUUGAUGCUCUAAGUGGAAAAAAUAAAUCUGCCAAUGCCCCGUCUCUGCCUAUGGACACAGUGGUGCUCUCGUUGCAGGAUCUCAUUUUCUACUUCCGACCCCCUGAAGAGGAACUGGAGCACGAGGACAAGCAGUUCAAGCUCCGCUCCUUAAAAAACAGACAGAACCUUUUUCAGGAAGAGGGAAUGAUUACGCUUGUUCUGGACUGCGUUGAUCGCCUCAAUGUGUACAACACAGCAGCCCAUUUCUCAGAGUAUGCUGGGGAAGAAGCUGCUGAGUCAUGGAAAGAGAUUGUGAAUUUACUGUAUGAAUUGCUAGCUUCUUUGAUCAGAGGUAACCGUGCCAACUGCGCCCUCUUCUGCGACAACCUUGACUGGCUGGUCAGUAAACUGGAUCGUUUGGAAGCAUCUUCAGGAAUCCUGGAGGUGUUAUAUUGCGUCCUGAUUGAGAGUCCAGAGGUUUUGAAUAUUAUUCAAGAGAAUCACAUCAAAUCAAUCAUCUCUCUGCUGGAUAAGCAUGGACGCAAUCACAAGGUCUUGGAUGUGCUUUGCUCCCUCUGUGUGUGUAAUGGGGUCGCUGUAAGGUCAAAUCAGAAUCUCAUCACAGAGAAUCUGUUACCAGGACGUGACCUUCUACUUCAAACUAACAUCAUCAACUAUGUAACCAGCAUGAGACCCAAUGUUUUCCUUGGAACUUGCGAAGGAUCCACUCAGUAUAAGAAGUGGUAUUUUGAGGUGAUGGUGGACCACGUAGAGCCGUUCCUUACAGCUCAGCCAUAUCAUCUCCGUGUAGGUUGGGCUCUGACAGAGGGUUACAGUCCUUAUCCUGGUGGAGGAGAAGGCUGGGGGGGUAACGGGGUUGGAGAUGAUCUCUACUCUUAUGGUUUUGAUGGGCUUCACCUCUGGUCAGGACGUGUUCCACGUCAUGUCGCCACAACAAAUCAGCACCUCCUGGCAGCAGAGGAUGUGGUCAGCUGCUGCUUGGAUCUGAGCGUGCCCAGCAUUUCCUUUCGUAUAAAUGGCCAUCCUGUUCAGGGAAUGUUUGAGAACUUCAACCUAGAUGGACUGUUCUUUCCAGUUGUGAGCUUCUCUGCAGGCAUAAGACUGCGAUUUCUUCUUGGAGGUCGUCAUGGGCAUUUCAAGUUUCUUCCACCUCCAGGCUACGCUCCGUGCUAUGAAGCAGUGCUACCCAGGGACCGUUUGCGGAUCGAGCCCAUCAAAGAGUAUAAGCAUGAUUUUGAUGGCGUCCGGAAUCUGCUGGGUCCAACUCAGUCCCUUUCACAUACAGCCUUUACACCUUGCCCAGUCGACACUAUACAGAUUGUGCUUCCACCUCAUUUGGAGCGCAUUCGAGAGAAGCUCGCAGAAAAUAGCCACGAGUUAUGGGCUGUUACCCGCAUUGAACAAGGGUGGACGUAUGGACCAUUUCGUGACGAUAACAAGAAGCUGCACCCCUGCCUGGUAGAUUUCCAGAGUCUGCCUGAACCUGAGAAGAACUAUAAUUUGGCAAUGUCUGGAGAGACACUGAAGACUCUGUUGGCACUAGGCUGUCAUGUAGGAAUGGGAGAUGAGAAAGCAGAAGAGAAUCUCAAAAGGACCAAACUCCCUAAAACGUACAUGCAGAGUAACGGAUACAAGCCGGCCCCUUUGGACCUUAACCAUGUCAAGCUGACUCCUAAUCAAAACACUCUAGUGGAGAGACUGGCAGAAAAUGGACACAAUGUUUGGGCAAGAGACCGAGUCCGCCAGGGAUGGACAUACAGUAUUGUCCAGGACAUUAUGAACAAGCGCAAUCCUCGUCUGGUUCCUUAUAACCUCCUGGAUGAAAAGACAAAAAAGACCAACAGAGACACGGUUUGUGCCGCUGUUCGCACUCUGAUCGGUUACGGUUACAACAUAGAACCACCUGAUCAGGAGAGCAGUAAGUUUCCACCAUUUAAAAGCAGCAGCUCCCGUGGAGAUAAAAUCAGAGUGUUCAGGGCAGAGAAAUCUUACGCUGUUACACAGGGGAAGUGGUACUUUGAGUUUGAAGCUGUGACAGUUGGAGAGAUGAGAGUGGGCUGGUCCAGGCCCAAUGUUCGCGCAGACACUGAACUUGGUGCAGAUGAGUUGGCGUAUGUCUUCAAUGGCUUUAAGGCCCAACGUUGGCACAUAGGAAAUGAGCCAUUUGGCCGUCAGUGGCAAUCUGGUGAUGUGGUGGGUUGUAUGAUUGACCUCACUGAGCUGAACAUCAUGUUCACACUCAAUGGAGAAAUGCUGAUCAGUGACUCGGGCUCAGAGAUGGCCUUUAAGGAUAUCGAGAUAGGAGAAGGCUUCAUACCUGUGUGCAGUCUGGGCCUGUCUCAGGUGGGCAGGAUCAACCUGGGUCAGAACGUCAGUAGUCUUCAAUACUUUACCAUCUGUGGCCUACAGGAAGGGUUUGAACCCUUUGCUAUCAACAUGAAAAGAGACAUUACCAUGUGGUUCAGCAAGAGCCUUCCCCAGUUUAUUCCUGUCCCAGCUGAUCAUCCUCACAUUGAGGUGUCACGCGUUGAUGGGACAGUUGAUACCCCCCCUUGUAUUAAAGCGACCCACAAGACAUUUGGAUCUCAGAAUGCCAACAUAGAUUUGCUCUUCUUCAGACUCAGCAUGCCAGUUGAGUUUCAUGAGACUUUUAAAAUCCCAGCAGGGACCACUCUUCUUACUCGCACUUUGACCAUCCCUGAGGAUGAAGUGUUGGAGGUGGACCCAGGCUCUGAUUUUGAAAUACUCAAAAAGUCUGCUACUCGCAAGGAGCAGGAGGAAGAGAAGAAGGAAACCUCAGUUCCUAAAGAGACGCCUGCUAUCAAAAAUGGAGAAAAUGAGAAGGAUGCCUCCACUGAGAAAAGCAAAAAGAAAGGUUUCCUUUUCAAGGCUAAAAAGGCAGCGUUAAUAACUCCACCCCCAGUUGUACCCACCAUGCCCCGCUUAGUGGAAGAUGUAGUACCAGAUGACAGGGAUGACAUAGACAUCAUCCUCAAUACCACUACAUACUAUUACUCAGUACGAGUGUUUGCUGGACAGGAGCUAAGUGGCGUGUGGGUUGGCUGGAUAACACCUGACUAUCACCAGUACGACCCUCAUUUUGAUAUCAGCAAAGUCAGAAAUGUAACUGUGACUGUAGGUGAUGACAAAGGCAACAUUCAUGACAGUAUCAAACGCAGCAAUUGCUAUAUUGUAUGGGGAGGGGAGUUCAGUAGCUCCCAGCAGACCCGAGUCAGUCAGGAGGAUUUUGUGAUUGGCUGUCUCAUUGAUUUGGACACUGGACUAAUGACUUUCACUGGAAAUGGAAAAGAGAUCAAUACAUUUUAUCAGGUGGAGCCAAACACAAAAUUGUUCCCGGCUGUCUUUGUUCUGCCUUCCAGUCAGAAUGUGGUUCAGUUUGAAUUAGGCAAGCUCAAGAACAUCAUGCCGAUCUCAGCCGCGAUGUUUCGGAGUGAACGCAAAAAUCCAGUCCCCCAGUGUCCUCCUAGACUGGAUGUCCAGAUGUUAACUCCAGUUAUCUGGAGCCGAAUGCCCAACAACUUCCUAGCUCCAGAGAUGGGACGUGUUAGUGAGAGACUAGGCUGGAUGGUGGAGUGUACGGAGCCACUCACUAUGAUGGCCCUUCACAUCCCCGAGGAAAACAGGUGUAUUGACAUCUUGGAGCUGUCUGAACGGAUGGAUUUGCUGAAGUUCCACUACCAUACUCUGAAGCUAUACAGCUCAGUUUGUGCACUGGGAAACAACCGUGUGGCACAUGCUUUGUGCAGCCACGUGGAUGAAUCGCAGCUCUUUUACGCCAUAGAGAACACCUACCUACCUGGACCAAUGAGAAGCGGCUUUUAUGACCUGCUCAUCAGCAUGCACCUGGAGUCAGCUAAAAGGAAUCGUCUGGGGACCAACAAGGAAUUCAUAGUUCCAAUGACAGAAGAAACACGUAGUAUCACUCUGUACUCUGACAAAUCUCACGCUUUACCUGGCGUCGGCCUAACUACAUGUCUGCGUCCAAAACUUCAUUUCUCUUCUGUUGGGUUUGUGGGAACAGAUCAAGAUAUUUACACACUUAGUCCAGUCAUUCCCCUACAGGUGCUAAAGACCAAAGCUCUGAACAUGCUGACUGAGGCAGUGCAGGAUGGAGGUCAAGCCAUGAGAGAUCCUGUGGGAGGCAGUGUUGAGUUUCAUUUUGUUCCAAUCCUAAAGCUCAUCAGUACCCUUCUCAUAAUGGGUGUGUUUGAUGAUGAAGAUGUCACACACAUCCUGAAGAUGAUUGAGCCCACAGUCUUUACCCUGGGGGAAGAAGAAGAGGAAUUUGAGGAUGAUGGGUUGGGUUAUGAAGAAGAGGAGGAAGAACUGGAGGAAGAAGAAGCAUUAGAGGAGGGAGCUGAGGAAACAGAGAAAGAGGUGAAACCUUUAGAGACGGGCGGGGAGGGAAAAGAAGAACAUCUAGAGCAAGGACUUUUCCAGAUGAAGCUACCAGAGUCUGUGAAACUGCAGAUGUGCACUCUGCUGCAGUAUUUCUGUGACUGUGAGCUACGUCAUAGAGUGGAGGCCAUCAUUGCAUUUUCUGACCAGUUUGUCAGCCAGAUACAGUCCAACCAGAGGCAGCGCUACAAUGAACUCAUGCAGGCCUUCACCAUGAGUGCUGCCGAGACUGCUCGCAAGACCCGUGAAUUUCGCUCCCCACCACAGGAGCAAGUCAACAUGCUCAUGAACUUCAAGAACUCUGUUGAGGAUGAAGAGUCCCCAAUUCCUGAUGAAGUCCGCGAAUCUCUGGCCGCCUUUCACAAUGCUUUGCUGGCACACUGUGGUGUUCACAUUGAAGAGGAGGAACAAGAGGAAGAAGUGGAUAAUUCUGUCCGUGGACGGCUCCUUCGACUGCUGGAAAGGGUGAAAAAGUUUCGUGAGAAGAAGGAGGAGGUGGAGUCUGAGCCACAAGAAGACAAAAAACCAAGCACAUUGCAGGAGUUGAUUUCACAUACUAUGAUCCACUGGGCGCAGGAGUCAUUUAUCCAGAACCCUGAGCUCGUGCGUAUGAUGUUCAGCCUCCUUCACAGGCAGUAUGAUGGACUCGGUGAGCUCAUGCGUGCCCUUCCUAAGGCCUACACCAUCAAUGCAGUUUCCAUUCAGGACACCAUGGACCUCUUGGAGUGCUUGGGCCAGAUCCGCUCACUGCUUAUUGUCCAGAUGGGUCCAGAAGAGGAGAGACUUAUAAUUCAAAGCAUUGGGAACAUCAUGAGUAACAAAGUUUUCUAUCAGCACCCCAACUUGAUGCGAGCUCUGGGCAUGCAUGAAACUGUCAUGGAGGUCAUGGUCAAUGUACUUGGCGGUGGGGACUCAAAAGAGAUCAGAUUUCCUCGGGUGGUGACAAACUGCUGCCGUUUCCUCUGCUACUUCUGUCGCAUCAGUCGUCAAAAUCAGCGUUCCAUGUUUGACCAUCUUAGCUACCUUCUCCAGAACAGUGGCAUUGGCCUUGGAAUGCGUGGCUCCACCCCCUUGGAUGUGGCUGCAGCGUCUUGUAUUGACAAUAACGAGCUGGCAUUGGCUCUUCAAGAGCAGGAUCUUGAAAUGGUUGUGAAGUAUUUAGCCGGAUGUGGACUUCAGAGCUGUCCAAUGCUACUGGCUAAAGGAUACCCUGACAUCGGCUGGAAUCCUUGUGGUGGAGAGAAAUAUCUUGACUUUCUUCGUUUUGCUGUUUUUGUCAAUGGAGAAAGUGUAGAGGAGAAUGCAAAUGUGGUGGUGCGCCUCCUCAUCCGUAGGCCUGAGUGCUUUGGUCCAGCCUUGAGAGGGGAGGGUGGUAAUGGACUCCUGGCUGCAAUUGAGGAGGCAAUUAAAAUAUCAGAGGACCCUGCAAGGGAUGGCCCUAGUGUUAAGAAGGAUAGACGCUUUCCCAUGUUUGGAGGAGAGGAACAGCACGAGGAGAACAGGGUUCACCUGGGAAAUGCUAUUAUGUCUUUUUACUCUGCUCUUAUUGACCUGCUGGGAAGAUGUGCUCCAGAGAUGCAUUUGAUCCAGGCUGGUAAAGGUGAGGCUCUCAGGAUCAGGGCCAUUCUGAGGUCUCUGGUCCCUAUAGAAGAUCUGGUGGGAGUCAUCAGUCUUCCUCUUCAGAUUCCAGCUUUUGGAAAAGACAACAGCGUUAUUGAACCAAAGAUGUCUGCUAGCUUUGUGCCAGAUCACAAGGCUCCCAUGGUGCUGUUCUUGGACAGAGUUUAUGGUAUUGACAACCAAGAUUUCCUUCUCCAUGUGCUGGAGGUGGGCUUUUUGCCUGACAUGAGAGCUGCUGCCUCCCUGGAUACGGUUGCUUUUAGCACCACUGAGAUGGCUCUGGCUUUGAACCGCUACCUCUGCUCUGCUGUGUUGCCACUCAUCACCAAGUGUGCCCCGCUCUUUGCUGGCAGUGACCAUCGAGCCAUAAUGAUUGACUCCAUGUUGCACACAAUCUACAGGCUGUCUCGUGGACGAGCCUUCACAAAAGCCCAAAGAGACAUUAUUGAAGAGUGCCUCAUGGCUCUGUGCAAGCAUCUACGUCCAUCUAUGCUUCAGCAUCUGCUAAGGCGGCUGGUAUUUGAUGUGCCCAUUCUCAAUGAGUAUGCCAAAAUGCCUCUAAAGCUUUUAACCAAUCACUAUGAGCGUUGUUGGAAAUAUUAUUGCCUCCCUAAUGGUUGGGCUAAUUUUGGAGUUGCAUCAGAAGAGGAGCUACAUCUUACACGCAAACUGUUUUGGGGGAUCUUUGAAUCACUAGCUCACAAGAAAUUUGAUGCUGAAAUUUUCAAAAUUUCAAUGCCAUGCAUCUGCGCCAUUGCUGGAGCCAUUCCUCCUGACUAUGUAGAUGCCAGCUACUCCUCCAAGACAGAGAAAAAGGCAUCAGUAGAUGCAGAGGGAAACUUUGAUCCUAAACCUGUGGAUACAACAAACACUAUCAUCCCUGAGAGAUUGGAUCCCUUUAUUAACAGAUAUGCUGAAUACACUCAUGACAAAUGGGCCUUUGAAAAGAUUCAGAAUAACUGGUCAUACGGUGAGGCACUGGAUGAAAAUGCAAAAACCCAUCCCAUGCUUAGACCGUACAAGACAUUCUCAGAGAAGGACAAAGAGAUCUACCGAUGGCCAAUUAAAGAGUCAAUCAAAGCCAUGAUUGCAUGGGAAUGGAACAUUGAGAAAGCUAGAGAGGAGGAAGAGUCAGAGAAGAAGAAGGCAACAUCACGAAAAAUCUCACAGACUGCACAGGCAACUUAUGAUCCAAGCCAUGGCUAUAGUCCACAGCCCAUUGAUAUCUCCCAUAUGGCUCUUUCGAGAGAUCUGCAGUCAAUGGCAGAACAACUGGCAGAAAAUUACCAUAACACCUGGGGAAGAAAGAAAAAGUUAGAGCUGCAAGCAAAAGGAGGUGGAACACAUCCUCUGCUCGUGCCCUACGAUACCCUGACAGCUAAAGAAAAGGCACGAGACAGAGAGAAGGCAUAUGAGCUGCUGAAGUUCUUGCAGCUUAAUGGAUACGCUGUCACAAGAGGCCUUAAAGACAUGGAGUCGGACAUAUCAUCCAUUGAAAAGAGGUUUGCGUAUGGUUUCCUUCAGAAACUGCUGAAAUGGAUGGAAAUCGCACAGGAGUUCAUCGCACAUCUUGAGGCUGUGGUUAGCAGCGGACGAGUGGAAAAGUCUCCCCAUGAGCAGGAAAUCAAAUUCUUUGCCAAGAUCUUGAUGCCUCUAAUAAACCAGUAUUUCAAAAAUCACUGCCUCUACUUUUUGUCUACACCUGCAAAAGUCCUGGGUAGUGGCGGGCAUUCUUCCAAUAAGGAGAAGGAGAUGAUUGCAAGUAUCUUCUGUAAAAUGUCUGCUUUGGUGAGGCACAGAGUUUCUCUCUUUGGAACGGAUGCCCCAGCAAUUGUUAACUGUCUUCACAUUCUGGCUCGAUCACUGGAUGCAAGGACGGUAAUGAAGUCAGGACCUGAGAUUGUUAAAGCAGGGCUACGAUCGUUCUUUGAGAGUGCUGCUGAUGAUAUUGAGAAGAUGGUUGAAAAUCUCAAAUUGGGCAAAGUAUCGAAAGGCAAUCAGCAAGUGAAAGGCGUCUCUCAGAACAUCAACUACACCACCAUUGCACUGCUCCCAGUACUUACCUCCCUGUUUGAUCACAUUGCUCAGCACCAAUUUGGAGAUGAUGUCAUCCUGGAUGAUCUGCAGAUGUCAUGCUAUCGGAUCAUGUGCAGCAUCUACUCCCUGGGGACAGUGAAAAAUCUACAUGUUGAGAGGCAGAGGCCAGCUCUUGGAGAGUGUUUGGCACACCUUGCAGCAGCUAUGCCGGUGGCCUACUUAGAACCCCAUCUAAAUGAAUUUAAUGCUUUCUCUGUGUACACCACAAAGACUCCCAGAGAGAGAGCCAUCUUGGGCCUUCCCAAUGAGGUCCAGGAAUUAUGUCCAGACAUCCCAGAGCUGGAUACUCUGCUGAAGGAGAUUGGGGACUUGGCAGAGUCGGGGGCUCGUUACACUGAGAUGCCUCAUGUGAUUGAAAUUACUUUACCCAUGCUUUGUAACUACCUCAUUCGCUGGUGGGAGAGAGGACCUGAAAAUUUUCCAGAGAUGGAGGGCCGACUGUGCACUGAGGUCACGUCAGAACACCUUAAUCAGCUGCUAGGAAGCAUCAUGAAAAUUGUAGUGAACAACCUGGGAAUAGAUGAAGCCUCCUGGAUGAAGAGAUUGGCUGUGUUUUCACAGCCCAUUGUUAGCAGAGCAAAGCCAGAAAUGCUCAAGUCUCACUUCAUCCCAACAAUGGAGAAACUGAAGAAACGCACAUCAAAGGUGGUGGCUGAGGAGGACCAUUUAAGGAUGGAGGGAAAAUCAGAGGGAGAUGAGGAAGAUGGCACUAUACGUGAUGAGUUUGCUGUCCUCUGUAGAGACUUGUAUGCCCUUUACCCUCUACUUAUUCGCUAUGUGGACAAUAACAGAGCGAGGUGGCUGACAUGUCCUGACCCAGAUGCAGAAGAGCUCUUCCGAAUGGUUGGAGAGGUCUUUAUUUUCUGGUCCAAAUCUCAUAACUUUAAGCGAGAGGAACAAAACUUUGUGGUGAUGAAUGAGAUCAAUAACAUGUCAUUCCUCACCGCUGACAGCAAGAGUAAAAUGAGCAAGGGCGGGGACACAGAGGGUGGAGGCUCAGAUACUGAGCGUACCAAGAAGAAGAAACGGGGAGAUCGUUACUCAGUCCAGACCUCACUUAUUGUGGCUGCCUUGAAAAAGAUGCUCCCCAUAGGCCUAAACAUGUGCUCUCCUGCUGAUCAGGAGCUUAUCAACUUGGCCAAGAUCCGAUACUCUUUGAGAGACACAGAUGAAGAAGUAAGAGAGUUCCUGCAGAAUAACCUGCAUCUACAGGGCAAGGUGGACAACCCAUCCAUGCGCUGGCAGAUGGCGCUGUACAAGGAGAUGGCAGGGAAGGCUGAAGAUGCAGAUGCCCCACCGAAAGUUGUUAAGAGAGUGCAGGAGGUUUCUGCGGUCCUCUACCACCUUGAAGUGACGGAGCAUCCGUUUAAAUCCAAGAAGAUGGUGUGGCACAAACUGUUGUCCAAACAACGACGCAGAGCUGUGGUCGCUUGCUUUAGGAUGACACCACUAUAUAACAUUCCAAGGCACAGAGCUUCAAACAUGUUCCUUGAGGGAUACAGGCGCAACUGGCUUCAUCCUGAAGGCUUCUCAUUUGAAGACAGAAUGAUAGACGACUUAUCUAAAGCAAUGGAGCAAGAGGAGGGAGAUGAGGAAGAGGAGAAGGAAACAAAGCCAGAUCCCCUUCAUCAGCUAAUUCUCCAUUUUAGUCGUACUGCUCUUACAGAGAAGAGUAAACUGGAUACUGAUCAUCUUUAUAUGGCAUAUGCUGAUAUUAUGGCAAAGAGUUGUCAUAUUGGUGAGGAAGAAGAAGGUGGAGAGGAAAUGGGGGAAAAUGCUGAGGAUGAGAUGUCCUUUGAGGAAAAAGAAAUGGAGAAACAAAGACUCUUGUACCAGCAGUCUAGACUGCAUAAUCGUGGCGCUGCAGAAAUGGUCCUGCAAAUGAUCAGUGCCUGCAAAGGUGAAACGGGCCCAAUGGUGUCUACAACCCUCAAGCUGGGUAUUUCUAUCCUUAACGGUGGGAACAGUGAGGUUCAGCGGAAAAUGCUGGAGUACUUAAAGGACAAGAAGGAUGUGGGCUUCUUUUUGAGUGUCCAGGCAUUGAUGCAGACUUGCUGUGUCCUGGAUCUAAAUGCCUUUGAGAGGCAGAACAAGGCAGAGGGGCUGGGCAUGGUUUCAGAGGAAGGCACCAGUAAGUCUUCAUGCUAUGAGAAAGUGAUGGCAGAUGAUGAGUUCACCUGUGACCUCUUCCGUUUCCUGCAGUUGCUUUGUGAAGGUCACAAUAAUGAUUUUCAGAACUACUUGCGGACUCAAACAGGCAGCACAACUACCAUCAAUGUCAUCAUCUGUACAGUGGACUACCUUCUCCGUCUCCAGGAGUCUAUAAGUGACUUCUACUGGUAUUACUCUGGGAAGGAUGUCAUCGAUGAACCAGGGAAAAAAAAUUUCUCCAAAGCUAUGACAGUGGCAAAACAGAUUUUCAACAGUCUAACUGAAUAUAUCCAGGGUCCAUGCAAUGGCAACCAACAGUCCCUAGCCCACAGCAGGCUGUGGGAUGCUAUUGUUGGCUUUCUUCAUGUCUUUGCCCACAUGAUGAUGAAGCUGGCACAGGACUCCAGCCAGAUUGGUCUGCUGAAGGAGCUUCUUGACCUACAGAAAGAUAUGGUUGUUAUGUUGCUGUCUUUAUUGGAGGGAAAUGUGGUAAAUGGUACAAUCGCUCGCCAGAUGGUAGACAUGUUGGUAGAGUCCUCCAGCAAUGUGGAGAUGAUACUCAAGUUCUUUGACAUGUUCCUCAAACUGAAAGAUAUCGUGGCCUCAGAUGCUUUCCGUGAUUAUGUGACAGACCCUCGAGGGUUGAUCUCAAAGAAGGACUUCCAGAAGGCAAUGGACAGUCAAAAGCAGUACUCCCCCUCUGAGAUUCAGUUUCUUUUGUCCUGCUCAGAAGCAGAUGAAAAUGACAUGAUCAAUUAUGAAGAGUUUGCCAGUCGCUUCCAGGAACCCGCCAAAGACAUUGGCUUCAACAUUGCCGUGCUGCUCACCAAUCUGUCUGAGCACGUCCCUCAUGACACCAGGCUACAGAACUUCCUGGAACAAGCAGAGAGUGUGCUGAACUACUUCCGUCCAUUCUUGGGGCGUAUUGAAAUAAUGGGAGCCAGUAGAAAGAUUGAACGCAUCUACUUUGAAAUCAGUGAGGUUAACCGCAGACAGUGGGAGAUGCCUCAAGUAAGAGAGUCCAAACGGCAGUUCAUCUUUGAUGUCGUCAAUGAGGGUGGCGAAUCAGAGAAGAUGGAGAUGUUUGUCAACUUCUGUGAAGACACCAUCUUUGAGAUGAAUAUAGCCUCACAAAUUUCAGAGCAGGAGGAAGAGGAAAAGGGGGAAGAAGAAGAUGAAGGGGAAGAAGGAGGAGGUGAGGGUGGAGGAGGUGGGGAAGGAAAUGGAGGAGGAGAUGAGGAUAAUAAUGGAAGGGAAGGUCCACAUGAAUCAACCUCUGCCUUUGCAGAUUUUAUAAACAGCAUGUUAAGCUUCCUCGGCAUUUUCACCUUCCGUAACCUUCGCAGACAGUACCGUAGAGUGAGAAAGAUGACCUUCAAGGAGAUUGUAGUGGCCUUGUCCACUUUUUUCUGGACCAUACUGAUGAGUAUACUACACUUCAUUUACAAUGUAUGCAAAGGCAUCUUUAUGAUCAUCUGGCAAACAUUGUUUGGAGGUGGCUUGGUAGAGGGAGCCAAAAAUAUCACAGUCACUGAGAUUUUAGCCAGCAUGCCAGAUCCCACCCAGGACGAUGUGCAUGGCGAUGGACCAGGGGAGCCAAGGACAGGGGAGGAACAGGAUACUGGAGGUGUAACAGAUACUGGUGAGACUGGGAGUGGAGAGGAAGAAGAGGAGGAUACCCAAGAAAAAGAGGGUGGGAGGAUACCAGGAAUGGAUGCUCCAGGUGGACUUGGAGAUAUGGGUGUGGAGGCACCAGUUGAACCUCCAACUCCUGAAGGAACUCCCAUAACAAAGAGAAAAAUGGCACCAGAAGAGACUGAUGCUAGUCAGAAACCACCAGAACCUCCUCCUGUAGAAGAACCUCCUACAGAGCCUGAAAAGGCUGAUGCGGAAACUGGAGAGAAAACAGAGAAAGAAUGUGAGAGCAAAGAAGUAGAACCAGAAAAACCAAAGAAAUCAGCCAAAAAAGAAAAGAAGCUGAAAAAGGAUGGAGGUUUUCAAAUCUGGACUGAGCUGGAAACCCAAAGGAAUAAAUUUAUGAACUAUCUUUCCAGAAACUUCUACAACCUGCGUUUUUUGGCUCUGUUCCUCGCAUUUGCCCUGAACUUCAUUCUUCUUUUCUAUAAGGUGUCGGACAGCCCGCCUGAGGGUGAAGAGAUGGAAGGCUCUGGACUAUCUGAGGGAAGCGGGCUGUUCGAAGGGUCUGCGUUGUUUGAAGGCUCAGGCGAAGAGCUUGAAGGAUCCGGAAUUAAUGGUGGAGGAGAUGAAGAUGAGGAAGAUGUUCCAGUUUAUUACUAUUUAGAGGAGAGCACUGGAUACAUGCAGCCUACUUUGUCCUUUCUUGCGAUCCUUCACACAGUCAUUUCAUUCAUCUGUAUCAUUGGCUACAACUGCCUGAAGAUUCCUCUGGUUAUUUUUAAAAGAGAGAAAGAACUUGCGAGGAAGCUGGAAUUUGAUGGCCUCUACAUCACUGAGCAACCUGAGGAUGAUGACAUCAAAGGCCAGUGGGACAGAUUAGUCCUGAAUACACCCUCUUUCCCAAACAACUACUGGGAUAAAUUUGUCAAGCGAAAGGUUCUGGAUAAAUACGGAGACAUUUAUGGAAGAGAAAGAAUUGCUGAGCUCCUGGGGGUUGAUUUAGCUUCCCUGGAUGUGAGUCAACAACAUGAGAAGAAACAGGAAGAACCAGAUAACUCUGUGUUUGCAUGGGUGACUUCUAUUGACAUCAAGUACCAGAUCUGGAAAUUUGGUGUGGUGUUCACAGAUGGUACUUUUCUUUAUCUCUGUUGGUACUUGGUGAUGUCUUUGCUUGGGCAUUACAACAACUUCUUCUUCGCCUGUCACUUGCUGGAUAUUGCGAUGGGUGUCAAGACUCUUCGCACUAUCCUGUCCUCAGUUACACACAAUGGCAAACAGCUCAUGAUGACAGUGGGCUUGCUGGCCGUGGUGGUGUAUCUUUACACCGUAGUUGCCUUCAAUUUCUUCCGCAAGUUUUACAACAAGAGUGAAGAUGAAGACGAACCAGAUAUGAAAUGUGACGAUAUGAUGACUUGUUAUCUGUUCCACAUGUAUGUGGGUGUCCGAGCAGGCGGAGGCAUUGGAGAUGAGAUUGAAGACCCAGCUGGAGAUGAAUACGAGCUUUAUCGAGUGGUCUUUGAUAUUACUUUCUUUUUCUUCGUCAUUGUUAUCCUGCUGGCCAUCAUUCAGGGUCUGAUCAUUGACGCCUUUGGAGAACUCAGAGACCAACAAGAGCAAGUCAAGGAAGACAUGGAGACGAAAUGCUUCAUAUGUGGCAUUGGAAGUGACUACUUUGAUACAACGCCGCAUGGCUUUGAGACUCACACUUUUGAUGAACACAACCUGGCCAAUUACAUGUUCUUUUUAAUGUACCUUAUCAACAAAGAUGAGACCGAGCACACUGGGCCGGAGUCAUAUGUGUGGAAGAUGUACCAGGAGCGCUGUUGGGACUUCUUCCCAGCUGGAGACUGUUUCAGAAAACAGUUUGAGGAUCAGCUCUCUUAAAAUAUUUCCUUCAAAUAUUUUACAAAUGAGGUUGUCAUGUGACUCAUAUCACAGCAAACUGGAAUUGUCUAGAAAAAUCAGGAAAAUCCUGUUUGUGAGCUA